Messenger RNA from Priapulus caudatus, 447 nucleotides. RefSeq lists its product as uncharacterized. The coding region runs from base 6 to 386 and encodes 126 amino acids. The record is from RefSeq and is a predicted model, not a curated record. The transcript is spliced from 3 exons. NCBI's taxonomy places the organism in Eukaryota, Metazoa, Priapulida, Priapulimorpha, Priapulimorphida, Priapulidae.
CCGAGAUGGUCGACCCGGAGGCAGUGAGGAGGAGAAACAUGGCUCUGGAGUAUGCGAGACAGGUACGGAAGCCUGCCCCGCCCCAGCAGGUCGCCGGGGGAGGUCCACCGAGGGAAGGCUCGCGACGGGGAGGAGGAAGAAGAGUGCGAAGGGCUUCCUCAGUCGCCGUGGCAACGCAGGAUCAACAAGCCAAACCAGUGAAACAUCGUCGGAGAGAAGGAGAUGUUCUGAGCGGCACGCCGGAGUUGAAGCGAUGCGAUCAGCUGCCAACGGUUUCAUCUCACGGUGAUAAACGCGUCAACAUCGAGCUCGCAAAGAUAGAGGAGCUACAGCGGCGCCAUCUACGGGAGAAACAAACCCUCAGUAAGAUACACAGCAUGUGCUAAUUUCUCGAGUCUUACGACUGACUGCGAGUCAGUAUAGCUUUCAGUGAAUGCGUGUAGUGAA